CAUGUUGGUUGAACGGGUUGAACCUAAUGCUCCCGUAAUUAUCUAAAUUGCUUCAUAAAUGAUGUGCACGUAUAUCGCAUCGCAUAUUGUCGAAUGACGUCUUUCCAAGAAAGAACGAAAUGUAACUUUUUCUCACGCAUUGUGACCGAUUAAUACACCAUUAGCCAAGAGGAACAUGUUGUUUUUGUGUGGUAUCAUUUAGCACACAAUCUAAUGCAGUACGUUUCAGUAUGUUGAAGACAUUAUUAAAUCAGUUUGUGAUUUUAAAAAUAAAUUAGUAAAUAUUGAAUAUGACGCCACAUGCAAAAUACCUUACACUGUGCACUCUUCUUAUGUGGUCGGCCAUUCAAUUUCUAGCAUCUGCAGAUGUCCCAUCAACUGAAGAGAUUGUAAAAUACUGCAACUCCACAUUCAACAACCGCCGAGGAAUAUGCAUCAGUUUCGAAAAGAAGUUAAAGAACUGCCACCCAUUGCUGAAACUUCUCCGAGAGAGAAAAUUUGCAGAGCUGCAACAAACGUUUUGUGACGAACCGGAACAAGGAGAUUCGUUUGAGCUGUCCUGGGUUUGCUGUCCCGAAGAUGAAUUGGUUGACAUAUCUCAUGAGGAUUUUGGAUCUCAUCCGAAUUUCAACCUUUUGCCACAUCCAGAGAAUUCAGUCUGCGGACAAAGUGGAAAUUCUGACAGGAUUGUGGGUGGAGAGGAUGCUGGGGCGGGGGAUUUUCCGUGGAUGGCACGCCUUGCCGUUAAAAGGGAUGACGAAGACACGGAGGAAUUUGUGUGUGGUGGAUCAAUUAUAAACGAACGUUAUGUCCUGGGGGCUGCGCACUGCUUUAAAGACAACGUUAAACUAACAAAAAUUCGAGUAGGAGAUACUCAUGAUGACGUAGAGAAGGAGUGCAUUGAAUAUGGCGACAGCACAAUUUGUGAAAUGGAAGAAGAUUAUGGAGUAGAGGACAUAAUAAUUCACCGAGAUUAUUCAGGAAUCACUGGAUCACAGCACGACAUUGCUCUCAUAAGAUUAAAUCGAGACAUACGGAAUAUUUCUUCAUUAUUCGUGCGUCCUAUUUGCUUGCCCUUCACAAAGGAAUUCAACAUACCACCCCUGCAAAUUACGACACCCGGUCAAACCGGGAGUAAUGUACAAGCUAUUGUUGCAGGAUGGGGAAAAUUGUAUAAUUCUGAUUCGAUUGGAAGUCCCGACCUUCAGUUCCUGUCCGUCCCAGUAACCGAUACUGUUCAGUGUGGAAAGUCAUUCAAGGCCAACAACGUCACCGUUACUGAGCUACAGGUAUGUGCUGGAGGUGAGAAAGGGAAAGGGUCGUGUGCUGGCGAUUCUGGCUCACCGUUAUUUUAUCCAGCAAAAACCAAGGGAAAGGCGACGAUUCGAAAUUUUCAAAUUGGAAUCGUCUCAUUUGGAAAACACCAGUGUGCAGCAGGCAAUGCUCCUGUUGUGUACACGAGAGUAAAGCGGUAUCUUACCUGGAUAUUAGACCACAUAAAAUGAAUGAGCAUUAACAAAUGUCAUAUAUAAUCAAAGAUAUUUUAUUUGUAAAAUUUGUAUGUAUUGUACAAUAGCAUUUACUAUUGGAUCGAAUCCAAGUGGAUUGGUCGGAAUGCACAAUUUGGUGAGAGUAUACCUAAUAAUAAAUUUCAGAUGGGUAAAAAAUA
Molecule: messenger RNA, 1669 nt
Organism: Folsomia candida
Lineage: Eukaryota; Metazoa; Arthropoda; Collembola; Entomobryomorpha; Isotomidae
Product: phenoloxidase-activating factor 1
Exons: 8
Coding region: 291-1505 (404 amino acids)
Biological process (GO): proteolysis
Molecular function (GO): serine-type endopeptidase activity
Source: RefSeq, a predicted model, not a curated record